GCAAAAGGACUCUCCCAAGUCCCGCCUCUUUGCAUCGAUGCCAUGGAGCCUGAGUGCUCAUUAUAACCAAUGGGAGGGACGCACAAGAUGCCUGCGCCCGCCCCUCCUGAGCCCAUAGGAUGAAAGGCGUGCUAGUCCUCUGUAUUAUUUACCUCCCUCCAGAUAGGGACACCGGGUGCUUUGCCUUGGUUCCCUGUAAAAACCACCGCUUUUUGGAGGGCUUUGGAGCCCCCUCCUGGCUUUGGACGGCGAGCUCCUACAGAGCCUUUCCCUGAAAGCUGCUGAGAUCUUUGAGAUCUUGAUUGUCCUGCAAUGGCUGCUGUAAGGAAAGUCAUCAAAACCGUGCUCAGUAAGGAGCAAGCAGAAGGAGUUGGGGCUCGUGUGCGGCGGAGUAUAGGCCGGCCAGAAUUGAAAAACCUGGACCCAUUUCUGCUGCUUGAUGAAUUCAAAGGAGGUCAGCCAGCUGGCUUUCCCGAUCACCCACACCGAGGUUUUGAAACAGUAACUUAUCUAAUGGCAGGUGGAUCCAUGGCCCAUGAAGAUUUUUGUGGCCAUACAGGUAGACUAGAUCCAGGAGAUUUGCAGUGGAUGACUGCUGGCCGUGGUAUUCUCCAUGCAGAGAUGCCUUGUUCUGAAGAGCCAGCCCAUGGAUUACAGCUCUGGGUCAAUCUGCGAAGCUCUGAGAAGAUGAUUGAACCUCAGUACCAAGAACUGAAAAGCAAAGAGAUACCUAAACCUUCACAGAAUGGUGUGACAGUGGCGGUCAUUUCAGGAGAGGCAUUGGGUGUCAAAUCCAAGGUGUACACUCGCACACCAACACUGUAUCUGGAUUUCAAGUUAGAUGCAGGAGCAAAGCACACCCAACCAGUUCCCAAAGGUUGGACAGCAUUUAUUUACACACUCUCUGGCAACAUUUGUGUUGGUCCUGCUGAUGCUCAACAAAAGGUAGAGCCUCACCACACAGCAGUGCUGGAUGAUGGGGAUUGUGUCCAGCUUGAGAAUAAGGAUGCUGAAAUGAGUCAUUUUGUUUUAGUGGCUGGUGAGCCAAUAAAGGAAACAGUGAUUCAACAUGGGCCAUUUGUUAUGAAUACCCAGGAAGAAAUUUUACAAGCCAUUGAUGACUACAGAAAUGCAAGAAAUGGCUUUGAAAGAGCUACCACCUGGAAAUCAAAGAUUGGAAACAAAUGAUUUGGAAUAUUAGAAAUGCAACUGGUCGACUGAUUAUGUUUAUAGCUGUACAUCUUCAUUCUCCUAGUCUUUCCUCAUGAGUUACUCUCUUUGCUUCACUGGACCUAAUUAUGUGGAUGUGCCAGAUAGACUUAUAGAAACAAAGUUAACUUACUGUUAUAGAAUAGUGCAUCUCUAUUUUUAAUGUUCUUUUAAAAAUACAUAUAUUACAAAUACUCCGUAGUAGAAAAUGCACAGAAAUCUAUUUCUCUGUAAUAAAAAUUGCCUUCAGUUUUCAGUGUGCACUAAAAACUUUGUUUUAAAAAUGAGUAUGUUGUACCACAGUCUUACAACACAGAGAACUUAAAACAUGUAGGAACAAGGUGGUACUGCUGGGUCAGCCCGAUUUAUAGUGCUAAGGUUUCAUAUUUCAGGUCAUUCUCCUUAAAAUAAUGGCCUUCUGCGUUGCUUUGGUUUUAUAAAUGCUAUGCCAUUGGCAGGGACAAAAUGGGAUCAGAGCCAAAAUGUGAGUGUGUUUUCUGCCAGUGUCUGCAUCAGAUUUAAGACGCAUGCUUCUACUGGCUUCCAUGAAGGCUGUGAAAAAAAGUUUCAAUGCAGAGUUGGAUUACAGCUCUCCCUGGCUCAAAACAUUGGCUGUUAAUGCUGUUAAAAAGAGGCUGUAACAUGGAGCACCAAGAAAUCCCAGCAGAUUUUAACCUUUCCUGGACCACAAAUGAGUAUUGAUUUUCUUCUUUUUUUCUUGAGAUGGAUUGAGUUUUUGAACUGGAAUCAUUUUUUUUUGGCAUAUGGAAACAUUUGUCUACUCUUUUAUAUUUUUUGAAUCUUAACAAGUAUCAACAGGAAAGAAAUGACACUGUUUAUGUGAAUUCCACUCUUUUUUUUUUU
Molecule: messenger RNA, 2073 nt
Organism: Anolis carolinensis (green anole)
Lineage: Eukaryota; Metazoa; Chordata; Lepidosauria; Squamata; Anolidae
Gene: pir
Product: pirin
Exons: 10
Coding region: 313-1188 (291 amino acids)
Biological process (GO): monocyte differentiation
Cellular component (GO): nucleus
Molecular function (GO): quercetin 2,3-dioxygenase activity
Source: RefSeq, a predicted model, not a curated record